UCUGUUUUAAUGUUGGUACAACGCAUGGUGUCUUACUAGUGGUGACAGAUAAUAGCCGAAAUAAUUUAACUUCUGUUGUGAGUGUGAUUUUUAAGAAGGCGUUGGUACUUGUUUCGCAAAUUUCGGAAGUACCCGACUUUGUCUGUGAUCAAGAAUUGUCGGGAAGAAAUAUAACGAAACUACGACCUCAAAAUUCUGCAGUUGUUUAAAACAAACUUUCUUGGGAAAAAAAUUAAACAGAUAUACAACAUAAUGGAAAAUCUCGCCGGUCUAAUGAACGCAUGCCCCGAUCCAACACCGGGCGUCUCUGCCCAUCUCUUCCUCACUCUAGUCAAUACCCUCACAAACGCUAAAUGCAAAAUCAACUCUCCGCAAAACUACCCCGAAGACUUCAGCUCCAAAUUGAACGACCAAGAUGAAUUCGAUUUCGUAAUCAUAGGUGGUGGAUCUGCAGGAUCUGUAAUUGCUAACAAACUAUCAGAAAAUCCAAAGUGGAAAAUUCUAGUGCUGGAAGCCGGAAAAAUACCAUCAUUAGAUACAGAGUUACCAAGUCUUCUCUUCAGUCUUCAACAAACCGCCGAAGACUGGCAAUACGACACUGAACCAAACCCCAACGCUUGUCUGGGUAUAAAAGGCAAUAGAUGUAGAUGGCCUCGUGGUAAAUGCCUAGGUGGUUCUAGUUCUAUCAAUGCUAAUCUGUACGUCCGAGCAAAUAAGAAAGAUUUUGACCUAUGGGCAGCUGCUGGUAACGAAGGAUGGGACUAUGAAUCAAUUCUCAAAUAUUUAAAAGAAAUAGAAGAUCUGCAAGCGCCAGAUCUGAUUAAUUCAGAGAAUUAUGGACGUGGUGGUUAUCUUCCGCUCAAUGUAUAUCAUUCGAACGAACCUAUCAAAAAAGCAAUUGUAGAAGCUGCUGCUUCCUUGGGUUAUCCAAUGUCGUCGGAAGAACCAAAUUUGGGAUUUUUUGAUGCUUUACAGACUGUUGAAAAAGGUAUCAGGGCAAAUGCUGGAAAAGCUUUUAUUGGAAGAGUAAAAGACAGGGAGAACCUGGUAGUUGCUUUGAAUUCUUUCGUUGAAAAAAUUGUGAUAAACGAGCAAAAAGAGGUUCAGGGAGUUGUAGUUCUUAUUGAUAACAAGAGAAUUACCAUUAAAGUUCGCAAAGAAGUCAUUGUGUCAGCAGGGAGUCUAAAUAGUCCACAGAUUUUGAUGUUGUCAGGAGUUGGACCCAAGGAACACUUGAAAAAGAUUGGAAUUGAUAUAGUACAGGAUUUACCAGUGGGAGAAAAUCUACAAGAUCAUGCCGCCCACGUGGGUAUUUACAUAGCACUAUCAGAUGAAGCUGUCCUACCGAAAGGUAACAUAAUAGAUGAUUUGUACCAAUAUUUCAUGCAAGGUAAAGGACCUGUUGGUGAAAUUGGAUUAACAAAUUUCAUGGGAUUUAUUAACACAAGAAAUGAUUCGAUCUACCCCAAUAUUCAAAUACUCCACGUACUGUUUGACAAAAACGACAAUUAUCUCCUCCCAACCCUUCAAAACGUGAUGGGUUUGAAAGACGAGAUAACGUCGAUUGAGAGACAAGUGAAUCAGAAAUCGCCAACUUUGAAAAUUGUUCCUAUUCUUUCAAACCCCAAAUCGAGAGGGCGAAUUCAGCUAAGAUCCAAAAAUCCUUUCGAUAAACCUUUGAUCUACGCCAAUUAUUUUGAUAACCCAGAAGAUAUUGAAACCCUUCUCGGAGGCAUCAAAUUUAUCCUCAAGCUACUAGAAACCGCACCGGUUAACAAGUUAAACCCCCAAGUAAUCGAUCUUCAAAUUCCUGGAUGUGAGACGUUCGAGUUCAAAUCGGACGAUUUUUGGCGGUGUGCUAUCAAACACGUGACAACUACUCUGUAUCAUCCCGUUGGUAGUUGUAAGAUGGGUUUGUUGAGUGAUAAGGGCGUCGUUGAUAAUAGGUUGAAGGUCUAUGGAAUUAAGAAUCUGAGAGUGAUUGAUGCGUCUAUUAUGCCUACCGUGACAACGGGAAAUACGAAUGCUCCUUCUUUGAUGAUUGGUCAAAAAGGGGCAAGUAUGAUUGUGGAUGAUUGGAGCCACGGUCAUAGCGAACUGUAGAACUGUUGACAUUUAUUAUGCUGUUGUAUGUGUUGUGAAGGUUAUUAAAUCUAAUAAGGUGGA
Molecule: messenger RNA, 2166 nt
Organism: Zophobas morio
Lineage: Eukaryota; Metazoa; Arthropoda; Insecta; Coleoptera; Tenebrionidae
Product: glucose dehydrogenase [FAD, quinone]-like
Exons: 4
Coding region: 253-2103 (616 amino acids)
Molecular function (GO): flavin adenine dinucleotide binding; oxidoreductase activity, acting on CH-OH group of donors
Source: RefSeq, a predicted model, not a curated record